AUGCCGUUUAUGUUGUGUUAUGCAGACAUUGACGAAUGCCGUGAAAAGUCACAUGUCUGUGACCGAGAUAGUCACUGUGUCAAUACUAAUGGCAGCUACAAAUGCUUGUGCGAUCCAUGUUACUCUUGGAAUGGAGAUUCUUGUGAAGUAAUUCAGUGCCCUAGUUUCCCACCUCCUGCCCAUGCCAGACUAAAAUAUGGUGGAAACGAAGGAGGGCACACAGCUUGUAACACUACUGUCAGGUUCGAGUGCUUACCUGGUUACAACCUUUCUGGACCAAGCGAAAUCACAUGUAAAAAUACGGGAAAUUGGAGCGACGCGCUUCCAUCAUGUUUAGACAUCAACGAAUGCCAUGAUCGUCCAUAUCCAUGUGAUCCCACUUCCAGUUACUGCGUCAAUACUGAUGGCAGCUACAAAUGCAAGUGCAGAGCUCCAUGUUACCAUUCGAAUGGAGAUUCUUGUCAAUUGGCUAGGUGCCCUGAACUCGUACUUCCCGAUCAUGUUGAGAUAGUAGGAGGAAAGGAAGCUCCAUGUAGAACUACUUAUAAUUUUGAGUGCUCAUCUGGAUACAGGUUAUCCGGCCCAAACAACAUCACGUGUUUCGCAGGAAAUUGGAGCGAUGCACCUCCAUCAUGCGUAGACAUCAACGAAUGCCAUGAUCGUCCAUAUCCAUGUGAUCCCACUUCCAGUUACUGCGUCAAUACUGAUGGCAGCUACAAAUGCAAGUGCAGAGCUCCAUGUUACCAUCCGGAUGGAGAUUCUUGUCAAUUGGCUAAGUGCCCUAAACUCGUACUUCCCGAUCAUGUUGAGAUAGUAGGAAGAAGGGAAGUUCCAUGUAAAACUACUUUUGAGUUUGCUUGCUCACCUGAAUACAACUUAUCUGGCCCAAGGAACAUCACAUGUAUCGCCGGAGAAUGGGAAAAGGGACCUCCAUCGUGCGUAGGCGGUGUUGUUUAUACUGUUGAGGGACGAGUAAGAGAUGCCUCUACUAAGAACUUCAUUAGUGGAGCAGUCGUUUUUCUUGGACAGAGAUCAGCAACCUCAAACAGCGAAGGCGUUUUCCGGUUUUCCAACGUUCCUGCUCAUAAUUACGUAUUGAAUGCAUCUGCAGAUAGCUAUGUGUCUAACUCAAAAAGACUUAAAGUAACUGGCAAUAUUGAGAAAGGCACAGUUGCCGACAUUAUUCUCACUGCACUGUUGGAAUCAGAUACUUGGAAGAUCGUAGUUUCGUGGGGUGAAGAACCAAGUGAUCUCGAUGCCUACUUGGUACUCCCAGACCCUGAUAGUCCUCACGUCAGUUACAACAACAUGACAGUAAUAUCUAAAUCUGGAAUGAUCACUUUGGAUACCGAUAGCAAGAAGAAAUACGGCCAUGAAACUAUAACAAUUACCAAUGGAGUUGAGCCUGGCGCAUACGGUCAUUAUGUUGAUUCAUAUGCAGUUCCGAAUUAUGAUUUUCGCAAAGGAAAUGGAACUGUAGAGCUAUACAACGGGAACACUAAAGUGGCCAACAUUCGUUUGCCAUAUCAUAGCCAAUUGAAACACUGGGUAACAUUCCAAAUAUUUACUUCACUCAAAAAGUUCCAAGUUAUUAACGAGAUCACCAAUGAUUAUCAAGACUUGCUUGCAGACAAAGAAAAAGAAUUUCGUCGUCAACAGACUCAAGGCUAAACAGCUUUUUUUGCUAUAUGUUGUCUGUAAUAUGCUGACUGGUUUGUAGUACAGUUCCAUCUUCUGUAACGAUGGGCGUAUGGAUGCUUGCUCUGUUGUCUUAUGUCACGUGUCUAUUUCUUUGCGAUGUUGCUUUCGUACUGCUGUUCUCGAUUAUUUGUACUGUUUCUGUCUUGGAGUGAAAUUUGUUAAACACGAUGCUCAA
Messenger RNA from Corticium candelabrum, 1876 nucleotides. Its product is annotated as fibrillin-1-like. The coding region runs from base 1 to 1671 and encodes 556 amino acids. The transcript has 6 exons. Gene Ontology annotation, molecular function: calcium ion binding. The record is from RefSeq and is a predicted model, not a curated record. Lineage: Eukaryota; Metazoa; Porifera; Homoscleromorpha; Homosclerophorida; Plakinidae.